Kockovaella imperatae is the source of this 2855-nucleotide messenger RNA. Its product is annotated as ATP-dependent RNA helicase prh1. Lineage: Eukaryota; Fungi; Basidiomycota; Tremellomycetes; Tremellales; Cuniculitremaceae. The record is from RefSeq and is a predicted model, not a curated record. Gene Ontology annotation, cellular component: intracellular anatomical structure; catalytic step 2 spliceosome. Gene Ontology annotation, molecular function: RNA binding; ATP hydrolysis activity. The coding region runs from base 253 to 2616 and encodes 787 amino acids. The transcript is spliced from 12 exons.
CCGGGCUCAUAAUGUUGUGUCCCUCGUGCACGAGGCAGCUUCGCGUGGCUGUUGGCAAUCAUUCUAUCACCCGCACCAUGCGCAUUCAUACGAGUUGGCCUGUAUGCUUAUGACAAGUAUAGGGACCUUGACCUCACAAUUUUUUGCCGACAAACUUUUUUUUUUUGGGAAAGCCGAAAUACUCUGCAACCUGUCGUGACCGUGGCUGAUACUCCUCGAUUCAGAUCACUUGAGGACGACUUUGCCCCUGAUAUGGCUCUCACAAUCAGCGCACAAAGUCCCGCAGGUCCAUCACGCCGGCCCUUCACAAGAACAGCGAAUUUCGAGUCAGAUGACGAAGAGGCUGGGGUCGUGGAAGACCACCACGAUUCUCUUUCAGCCCGUGAUGGUAAGGGGGAGCAGCGUAUGAAUGGCGUGCAGAAAAGGAUCAAGAGAGGCCAUGAUCGGGAAGAUGAUGGAGUGGAGGGGAAGCGGAAGCGUGGGCUACGGGCAGAGGAGCUAUUUCAGACUAGGCAAGACUUGCCAUUCUAUCAAGCCCGCAAAGGCAUUCUGGAGGAGAUAAUGAACCACGACACCACAAUUAUUAUCGGAGAGACAGGAUGCGGCAAAUCAACCCAACUUCCUCAACUUCUUCGCUCUCAUGCCAUCUCACGGCAUUACUAUUCACCAGACAAUCUAGAUGCGCCUGCCUCCAAGCGGGGCCCAACAAUCGCCAUCACGCAACCUCGUCGACUUCCCACCAUUUCAUUGGCUACUCGAGUUGCCGAGGAAAUGGGUGUGAUGCUCGGUGGACCAGUCGGAUACACUGUGAGAUUCGAAGAUGUCUCGAGCCAUUCUACUCGAGUUCGGUAUAUGACCGAAGGUGUACUCAUGCGGGAGCUCACUAACGGCGAUCGGUCACAAUCCGGUGAGGAGGGGCCAUCGGCGACAGAUGGUACUCGACCAGGCGCCGUGGGCGACGAGUCUCUCAACCUUCUGCUGAAAUACGACAUCGUCAUCAUUGACGAAGCUCAUGAGCGGACAUUGAAUACAGACUUCUUGUGCGGUAUCUUAAAGAGAGUACAACAGAUCCGCAAGCAGAUGGUCGAGGCGGGGAAGGAGACUGAGCAGCCCUCCGUAAACGGGGACACGAAAGGGAAGCGAAAAACAAAGGAGACCGUGACAGAACUCAAGAUUGUAAUCAUGAGUGCUACGCUGGAUCCGACAAAGUUUCAACGUUUUUUCGAAACUGGCCGAGAUACCCUUCUGGUCAAAGGCAGAAUGUUUGACGUUGCUACCCGCCACCUUUCAAAGAGCGCGGAUGAUCUCGUAGAAUCUGCUGCCACUCAGGCUAUGGUCAUCCAUGAGAGUCCAAAAUCGAGUGGGGACAUCCUGAUUUUCAUGCCGGGUGCCGACGACAUUGAGAAAUGUUGCGAGCUGCUUCGAAACGCGUCGGAUGGGUUGUCAGAAGGACACGACAAGCUUCAAGUCCUGCCGCUCUUCGCUGCCCUCCCACCCUCAGCGCAGGCCAGAAUCUUUGCGCCAGCGCCACCGAAUACUCGAAGAGUCGUCGUGGCUACCAACAUCGCCGAGACAUCCAUUACCAUCCCAGGCAUAGCCUAUGUCAUAGAUACUGGUUUUAAGAAGGAAAAGAACUACAUCUUCCAGUCCAGGGGAACCGUGGAGCACCUUGAGAAAAAGCCAAUCAGCCAAGCUGCCGCCUGGCAACGGACCGGGAGAGCUGGUCGAGAGCGUUCUGGAGAGUGUUUCCGCCUGUACACAAAGCAGGCAUUGGACAAGCUGGAGCCUUUCGAUAAACCAGAAAUCCAGCGGUGCAACCUAUCAGCCGCAGUGCUGCAGCUUAUCGCUAUGUCCUUCAAUCCUGUCAAUUUUGACUUUGUGGACAAUCCGGGCCGAGAUCCUUUGAACGGCGCUCUGCAGCAGCUAGCAGGUCUCAACGCUAUCAAGAGCCCGACGGAGAUUACACCUCUGGGCCGGGCGAUGCUCCAUUAUCCUCUUGACCCAUCGCAUGCGCGUAUCCUCCUCGCUGCGUUCGAUUUCGGUUGUCCGUCAGAAAUCAUCGAUAUCCUAUCUCUUCUCAAUGCUGGCGAACUGUGGAUCGACAUUUCGUCCGAACGAGAAGGUAUCAGCGAAGCGCGUAAUAAAUUCUUGGCCCGAGAAGGGGAUCAUCUGACUUCCUUCAAUGCUUUCCAAGCGUAUCUUGCCGUUCGAGAGCAGAAGGCUACUCCGCAGAAGUGGUGCCGAGACAACUUUGUCAAUCCUCGGACAUUGGUUCAAGCAAUCAAGAUACGAGACCAAAUUCGUUUAUUGGCUGAGAGAGACGGAAGGGACUGGCGAGGCUCCUGUGGUAGCGAUAAGAGUGUCGUGGUCAGAGCUUUGCUACAAGGUCUUUACGCCAAUACUGCGGCGAUUCAGCCAGAUGGCUCAUAUCGACAGAUCGGCGGGACACUGCAAGUCAAGAUCCACCCAGGAUCAGUCUUGAUGAGUAAGAAGGUGCCUGCCAUUCUCUACGACGAGCUGGCAUUCACUUCGGGCAUCUAUGCGAGAGGAGUCUCAGCGUUCGAACAGCAUUGGCUGGCGGAUACGCCUUGGGCAACGCACAUGCCGCAGGCAUGAGACGUGACCUAGUAAUUUCGCCGCAUGGAUCGUGAUAUAGAGACAUAGUCGUAUAGAGGCAGACAAACGCAAAUCAUGGGACAUUUCGUGUCUGGAGUAGUCAUCCGUGACAUGACAUCACCGCACCGGCGUACAACGGCAUAGUAUCUUGGGUCGUCAAAAGCAUCAAAUUCCUAACAGUCCAGCUCCGAAUGCCCACCACUCUCCAAAAAUCUAAAAGUAAUUCGAGUUGGAUCCAC